UCACUUCUGCUCGUAAACUUGUAAUGGCACAAAUAAUAGAAAUUAGUAAUUACUAAAAAUAAAAAUAAAAACUUUUCCUGUGGGCCUGACUCGCACAUAAAUCUGUCAAUUCGAAAUACGAGCCAAGCGAAUGGACUGCUAAUAGGAUCUCUGGGGACAAAUGUGCGCAACAACACCCACUAGGAAGCCCCCCACUCACGCCGCACAGAUACAGAUAGCUGCGUGAAGCCAUUUUUAUAUGCUGGCAGUUGUUGGAGGAAAUUCAAUUUUCAGAAACAUAUCCAAACAAUGACAGCUGAUUCCAGUGCACGUAAUGUAUUCCGAAAGAACGGCGUUGCCGGCUUGGGGAACAACGGUCAUGGCCGGAAUCUUAUUACGACGGCGAAUCCAUCCGGCGGGAGCAGUGCCUCCCUGCUCCAGAAGCAAUUGUCCUUUAAGACGCCCGUGGGGUCCAAGCAGAUGGGCAAAUCCGAUGAGAUUGAAAUGAUUGACAGUGCGAACAUCGAAAACUUCAAUACGCGAUAUAAUAAGAAUAGUAUUAUUGGAUGGAUAUGCUGUGCCCCGUGUAUAUGGCUGCGUACCUCCGCGGCGGUGCACAAAAUGGCCAUCACUUCGGCCACCUUGCUGGUGACCACAUUGCUGGUAGCAUCGCCCAUUUUAUUUUUGAUAAGCACCGCACCCUCUCCCCUGCCGCGAGAUUGUUAUAUGGAGGGGGAUCGAUGCUCGCCCGCCGUCUCAGCACCGCCCGAAUGCACGGAUCCCAUUUGCGAAGCAGUGGCCUCCAGCAUCCAGGCCAGACUCAAUUGGAACAAGGAUCCGUGCACCGAGUUCAAAAAGUUUAGCUGCUGGCGCAAUACCCGAAAUAAGAACAUAACGAACCUCAUCGAAAUGGGGAACUCGCAGAAAAGUGUCGACUCACAAAUGCUGUAUCUUUUUCAAAACAAAAUAAUGAACGACACUUUUAAUAUAUUGCACAAUUUGUUCGAAAGCUGCCUGCAGCAGACAACUAACUCUACUAUUAUGCACCACAUUUUGGAUUCUUUGGGUGGAUAUAUACCUGUUGGCUCAGUGGGACCCUCCAGCAUAGCGCCUUUGAUAGCUAAAAUUUAUGAUCUCGGUCCAAGUCCCUUGGUGGACUUGUAUUACGAUCUAAGCUAUGGAAGGAGGCCGCACAUUCUACUCAUAAUCAGUGGACCCAGUACAUCGUCAACUAUACUUGAGCGCAAAAUUCGCUGGAUGAGCCCGAAAGCACCACCAAGUCGUAUUCGACAAGGACUACCGAAACUAUUGGCCGAUUUAAUCGACAAUUUUCUACCAUAUUUUGUGUCAUAUGCUCAAAGAGUGUCUGAGAAGGAUACAAUUUUUGAAUUUAUUAAGGACCUAAACAAGCUCCAAGUGGAGCACUCUCGCCGAGGCUUCUGGGACAGCACUGUUUUAUAUAAUGUAUCCAACCUACAAGACUUGUACCCAGUUCUAAAUUGGACCCUGUUAAUACCAUCGAAUUGGAGUGGACCCAUCGUUGUCAGAAAUAGUGAUUAUCUGAAGGCCUUAGAAUAUUUUCUUACCAAGUAUCCAACCCGAGUGGCACACAACUCGCUGCUUUUGCUGAGCGCUUUAGAAAUACUGCCCAGGGAUUAUCCCAGUCCCGAGGUAUGCACGCGAUCUACGAUGUGGGCCUUGCCCGAAUUGUCAUCGGCCUUGUAUAUUGCUCAGCACUCAUCCGAUGAUCUGAAGGAUAUAACGAAAAGGGCGGAGAUCAUAUUUAAAUCCUUGAAAGCACACCUAAAGAGAGCUCCUUCACUGAAGGGAGCUGCCCUCGUGAAAUUAUCGGCAUUAAAGAUCCAGUCACAGACCUGGGAUGGCUUUUCAAAUACCACGGAUUUACUGAGAACCCUUCAAACCUUGGACAUAACCGCCGAGUGUUGGUUUCAAAACAUCCUGGAGAUAUACAAGAAGAACAAGCUGGUACCAACGGAUAUUAACUUGCAUGGAGGAGGCUCCCAUGAUGCCUGGGCCUACCCCAUCGUUUCGACUAUAUUCUACGACACCCUUAGCCAUUCUAUCGUUGUCCCAUUAUCUGUCAUCCUCAUACCGUAUUUCAAUGCUGUGUUGCCUCCAUAUUUACAUUACGCCUCUGUUGGUGUAUCCAUUGCGAAGGAGAUUUUGCGUUCGAUUACCAAAUCGUUUGACGAGAAGGCCAUGCGUUGUGUUCCACAUUCUGUGAACAUAUUCUCGAACUAUAGCCGCAUGGAUAUACUGAUUCAUUCGGGAGGAAUGCAGAUCUCAUACCACUCAAUGCUCUCCCUAACCGGACCCAUCAAGGGAAUGGCAAGGUUACCAGGCCUCAAUCUAACGCCGACACAAAUCUUCUUUUUAGUCUCGGCUCAGGAGCUGUGCGCCGAAUCGAAUUACUUGGGCAUUGAUACCAAUGCUCCCGAGUUUGAUAAUAUAUUGGGUUGGCUCGUUGCCCAAGGCGGGAGCGCGACUGAAGUAUUCAAGUGUCCAUCGGGAUCCAUGAUCAAUGUACAAAAAACCUGCAAUGUGCUUUAAACGUGUCUGUCGCCCUCGAGACUAGAGUACCUACUACUUACCUUGUCUAUGAUCUGAAUCAUCAGCUAAAAAUAUAGUAGCCUUAGGGACUUACCAUAGUAUUGUUUUUAUUUGAAAAUUGUGAAAUGUAUAUUUUUCAUAAAUAUACUGUUAAUAAACUGUUGGUUUAUGUUUGAA
Molecule: messenger RNA, 2727 nt
Organism: Drosophila kikkawai
Lineage: Eukaryota; Metazoa; Arthropoda; Insecta; Diptera; Drosophilidae
Gene: Nepl16
Product: Neprilysin-like 16
Biological process (GO): proteolysis
Cellular component (GO): plasma membrane
Molecular function (GO): metalloendopeptidase activity
Source: RefSeq, a predicted model, not a curated record